AUGUCGAAAGAUACCGAAGCCAUCAACUCCCAGGUCACAUAUGACACAACUACUCAACCUGGAGAUGUUCAAGCCGGAGAGCUAAAAGACCACGAAUCUAACUAUGAUGCUGUUUUUGGUGAGAUUACAGAAGAUGGGCCCAACUUUCGCAGUAUGGGAUGGCUGGGAGCAAUUGCUUUGAUGCUGAAGACCCAGAUCGGACUGGGAGUUCUCUCAAUACCAUCGGUUUUUGACACUCUCGGAAUUGUACCGGGCUCCAUCUUAUUAUGUGUUGUGGCAGGCAUAGCGACUUGGACAAGCUACAUGGUCGGUAUAUUCAAGUUGAAUCACCGCGAAGUGUACGGCAUAGAUGACGCUGCAGGAUUGAUGUUUGAUUGGGUAUUUAACGGAGGCUCCGGUAUCCUGAGUCUAUCAAUCGGACUGAAUGCAGUCUCAAAGCACGCAGCUUGCACUGCUGUUUUUGUUGUCGUUUCAGCUAUUAUUGGUUUUGCCUUUACUAGCAUUCGGACUCUGAGUCGAAUUACCUUCCUAGUAUGGGUGGGAUUGGCAUGCAUUCUGACAGCUGUUUUGACCGUCACUGUCGCUGUUGGUGUUCAAGAUGGACCAUCAACUGCACCACAGGGAUGGACUUCAGACUACAAGCUCUUUAAUUCUCCCUCAUUUGCGGAUGGAGUUUCUGCAGUGUCUGGACUCAUAUUUGUCUGCUCCGCUACGCCUGCAUACUUUUCAAUCUUUGCCGAGAUGCAGAAUCCUCAGCUUUUCACUCGUGCACUUGUCAUCAGUCAGUUUACGUCAACAGUGGUAUAUCUCAUUGUAGGCGUCGUUGUUUACUACUAUUGUGGAUCUACGGUGGCAUCACCAGCAUUGGGAACAGCUGCAACCACGGCCAUAUUUCUUCAUUACCCGUCAAAAUACGUUUUUGUUCGUGUUCUGCGAGGCUCAGUACAUCUCACAUCAAACUCUCUAAUCCACUGGAUGACAUGGCUCUGUUGCACUGGUGGCUGCACAAUCAUCUCAUAUAUCAUCGCAAGUGGUAUUCCAGUAUUUUCGGAUCUGGUUUCCCUGAUUGGCGCUCUCCUUGGGUUUGCUCUCGCUUAUCAGCCAACUGGCUGUAUGUGGUUUUAUGACAACUGGCGACGGACUGAUAGAGACUGGAAAUGGGUCGCUCUUGCAUGCUGGAGUGGGUUUACCAUUGUGGUUGGAUCCUUUAUGACUGUGGCCGGUACCUACGGAUCGAUUUUCUUCCAUUAUUAA
Molecule: messenger RNA, 1254 nt
Organism: Penicillium malachiteum
Lineage: Eukaryota; Fungi; Ascomycota; Eurotiomycetes; Eurotiales; Aspergillaceae
Exons: 6
Coding region: 1-1254 (417 amino acids)
Biological process (GO): amino acid transmembrane transport
Cellular component (GO): vacuolar membrane
Molecular function (GO): amino acid transmembrane transporter activity
Source: RefSeq, a predicted model, not a curated record